AUGAGAUAUAUAGGACCAAAUUUUGAUUUCAACAAAUAUCACAGUUUGGAAGAAUAUGAAAAUUAUUUGGAAAGUAUAGCAAAAGCAUUUCCGGAUUUAACACAAUUACGGAUUAUCGGAUUUACACAUGAAAAACGACGAUUGCUUUGUUUAAAGGUAUUCAUUAAUUAA
Messenger RNA from Loa loa (African eye worm), 171 nucleotides. RefSeq lists its product as hypothetical. Bases 1 to 171 code for a protein of 56 amino acids. The transcript is spliced from 2 exons. NCBI's taxonomy places the organism in Eukaryota, Metazoa, Nematoda, Chromadorea, Rhabditida, Onchocercidae. The record is from RefSeq and is a predicted model, not a curated record.